AUGGUAGGAGAGGUUCCACAUCUUACAACAAGUACUAGAAUAGAUGACCAGAUACCUGCUCCAGUAUUUCUACUUACUGGACCUACCAGUAUGGCAUACAACCCGACGUGUGACUUUCUGAGCACAAACCUAACAGUUAUAAAUACGAAUGAUGGGAAAACAUGCAAUGAAUUUCUUAGCAGCCAUUUGGAUUCGGCUCAUGGCAAUACAAUUUAUAUAUUUGAUAAUACCGGAGAUAUACCAAUAAAAUUGACUAAUGACUCAAUAUACGGGAUUCAAGUACAAAUUCAGCUGAAUUCCAACACAUCGAACUUAGAAUCAUUAGAUAAUGAGGCCUUGUUUUCCGGAUUACAAAUCUCCUUAUAUGAUGCGACUAUCGAUAAAACUGAUUUUUCGAAAAAGAAAGGAAAUGCAAGUGUUGCUUAUGAAGAAGCACUUAACGCUAAUGACUAUUUAAUUCCUCCAAAUCAGCGGAGCAUUAUCUAUUUUAACAGGAUAAUUAAUAAUGACCUUGAUGGUCAUCGUUUCAGAAAUCAUCUUGGUCUGGGAGCAAAACCGAAUGAAUAUGCGCUUAUAAAUACUAAAAUGCAAUCCGUUAACCCGUACAACGCAUCAUCGUUUAAAUACUUCGCAACUCUGGAAAUAUAUUACGAAAGCCGAAUUGUAACUAUAAAUGAACAAACAAGAGACAUAACGGUUCUUUCAAUUUUGAGUUCACUCGGUGGUGGUUUUGGUCUAGGGAUGGCUGUUUACGCGUUUUGCUUUGGUGCCCCUCAACUCGGACCUUGGGGUUGGGCUCAAGAAGUCUAUGGAUGCAGACAUAAACUUAAAAUGAAACUCGGCGAACGUUUCCAUGAUUUUGUCCCUCUUGUUGAUGAAAGACCAAGCUAUGAUGACCUAGACGCAUCAGAAUCCGCUCGCAUAACGGCACUCGAGAGACGAAGUGAAGCACUUGAAUUAUUCUUGAGAGACUACGUUGUGGAUGUGGGCGACUUAGAAGAAUUUACAGAUUCUUAUAGAAAUAUAAUUCAAAAUCAAAAUUUAAAUUCGGAGAAGUGA
This is a messenger RNA of Ambispora leptoticha, 1059 nucleotides long. Lineage: Eukaryota; Fungi; Glomeromycota; Glomeromycetes; Archaeosporales; Ambisporaceae. The record is from the annotation of a GenBank genome assembly.